AUGAAUCCAGUUCGUUCUGAGCAGGAUUGGCGGCGAACCUUCUGGGUCUUCAGACAUUUCCAACUCCACACACUUGGACAGACCAAGAUGGAGCUUGCUGAUCAUCGGAGGGCUCUGGUCAAAAGUACCAGCGGAUGGCCAGGUGCUGGAGUCCUGGGCUCCCUGGGUGUCUUUGCUAGCGUCUGCUCAAGUUCAGGUGCUCGUGGUGAGAGUGACUAUUCUCCAGACUUCCCCGACUAUGGUAUACCACGAUUGACUGACUAG
This is a messenger RNA of Penicillium subrubescens, 264 nucleotides long. RefSeq lists its product as uncharacterized. Lineage: Eukaryota; Fungi; Ascomycota; Eurotiomycetes; Eurotiales; Aspergillaceae. The transcript has a single exon. The record is from RefSeq and is a predicted model, not a curated record. The coding region runs from base 1 to 264 and encodes 87 amino acids.